Molecule: messenger RNA, 965 nt
Organism: Onychostoma macrolepis
Lineage: Eukaryota; Metazoa; Chordata; Actinopteri; Cypriniformes; Cyprinidae
Gene: imp3
Product: IMP U3 small nucleolar ribonucleoprotein 3
Exons: 7
Coding region: 126-677 (183 amino acids)
Biological process (GO): rRNA processing
Cellular component (GO): Mpp10 complex; small-subunit processome; small ribosomal subunit
Molecular function (GO): snoRNA binding; structural constituent of ribosome; rRNA binding
Source: RefSeq, a predicted model, not a curated record
CACAGCCUCGCGCUCCUUACAGCAAACACCGCGAAUGAAAAACACGCGUGUGAUGCUAAUGUGAGCAUGAUAGCUAGAGAAUAACAACUCGCGUUGUGAUAAAUAUAAUCGGUUUAAUUCGCAAAAUGGUUCGUAAAUUGAAAUUUCACGAGCAGAAACUCUUGAAGAAAGUUGAUUUUAUUAACUGGGAGGUUGACAACAAUUUACACGAGGUUAAAGUGUUGAGAAAAUAUCAUAUUGAUAAGAGGGAAGAUUACACUAAAUACAACAAACUUAGUCGAAAUAUCAGAGAAUUGGCACAGAAAAUACGGGACUUGGACGAAAAGGAUGGUUUCAGAGCUCAAAGCACAGCCCUUUUCUUGGAAAAACUUUAUAGUGUCGGUUUGAUCCCCACUAAACAGAACCUCUCUCUUGCGAAUGAAGUCUGUGCUUCUGCCUUCUGCAGGAGACGACUUCCCACAAUCAUGCUGAAACUGCGUAUGGCUCAGAACCUGAAAACUGCCAUAACCUUCAUCGAGCAAGGCCAUAUUCGUGUUGGGCCUGAGAUUGUCACUGAUCCCGCUUUUCUCGUAACAAGGAGUAUGGAAGACUUUGUCACAUGGGUGGAUUCAUCCAAGAUCAAACAACAUGUCAUGAACUACAAUGAGGAGCGAGAUGACUUUGACCUCAUUGUCUAAAUCUCCAAAUACAAGAAAUUUGGAUUUCAACCAGAAAUGGUCAGUGCAUCAAGAGCAGCUGUUCAUUUGUGAUUCAUCAAAGAACAAAUGUAUAUAUUUAUACCUUGUCGGACAUAAAGUGACCAAUUAUCGUCUUGGACCAUUUUAAGUGAACGCAUAGUGUGACUGUUGUGUAUUUGCCAUUAAUAACUGUAAACAAUUACAAUUAAUUUGUCUGAAUUUACUUUGUUCCUACAAAAGCACCUUUACAUUGUGCAUUCAUAUCACAAAUAAAAGUUAUAUUUGACA